GUUUGCGUCAGGAACUACCCAGGUGCAAUUUCACACGUGUUUAUGCUUUCAAAGACUUUAGGACAGCAGGAACUGGCGUAGUAGGAGGAUAGUUUAAACCCCGAGAGGAAUGUUCGUGUUCACGAAAGACGUCGCUGAUUCUGACUGACUUUAGUAGGUAGACAGGAUGAAUAAUGAAAGUCCUGCUCCUCCUGCCACCGGCGCCAUUACUCCCCUCCAACAGAUGGUGGCGUCCUGCUCCGGUGCCAUCCUUACGUCGCUGUUUGUUACACCUCUGGAUGUUGUGAAGAUCAGGCUACAAGCACAGAAAAAUCCCUUUCCCAAAGGCAAAUGCUUUGUCUACUGCAAUGGACUUAUGGACCACAUAUGUAUAUGUGAAAAUGGGAAUUCCAAGGCCUGGUACAAAGCUCCAGGUCACUUUAGUGGCACGCUGGAUGCAUUUGUCAACAUAGUACGGCGUGAGGGAAUCAGGUCAUUAUGGAGCGGUCUGCCUCCAACACUUGUGAUGGCAGUCCCAGCGACAGUGAUCUACUUCACAUGUUACGACCAGCUCUGUGCAGCACUGAGGGUCAGGAUGGGAGAAUAUGCUCAGAUGGCUCCUCUCCUUGCAGGAGCUACUGCUAGAGUGGGUUCGGUGACGGUGAUCAGUCCUCUGGAGUUGAUCCGCACUAAACUGCAGUCUCAGAAGCAGUCGUACAGGGAGCUGACCCAGUGCAUCCGCUCAGCAGUGGCCAAAGAGGGCUGGCUGUCUCUGUGGAGGGGUUUGGGGCCCACGCUUCUCCGAGACGUUCCCUUCUCAGCCAUGUACUGGUACAACUACGAGAUGGGCAAGAGCUGGCUGUGUGGCUUGUCUAACAUCACAGAACCCACGCUGACCAUCACCUUUGUAUCCGGAGCUGUUUCAGGAUCUAUUGCAUCUAUUGUAACUUUGCCUUUUGAUGUCGUCAAAACAAGAAAACAGGUGGAGCUUGGAGAGCUGCAAGCAAAGAACUUGCCAGGUCAGGCCUCCUCCACCUUCUAUGUGAUGUGCAGGAUUGUGGCAGAAAACGGGUUUAGAGGGCUGUUUGCUGGUUUUCUCCCCAGGGUGAUAAAAGUGGCUCCAGCCUGUGCCAUCAUGAUCAGCAGUUAUGAGUUUGGAAAGGCCUUUUUCCGAAAACACAACAAAGAGAGGACACAUGGACCACUGCAGACCAACCCCUGACAGAUUUCCCUUGGAAGAACGACGCACGCCACAACAGCUACUGCUAGACCGCACCUGAGGGUUGUACUGUCAAACCACUUAGAUUUAACUUGAGGUUAUUGAGCAAAGUCAGGGGUUGGAAUGAUGUUAAAUUAUACUUUAACAAUAAUUAAGACGUGUAUAUAUAAGGUGAACAAGUAACCUCAGGGCUUUAGGACUCCUUGUCUGUUUGUAUAUAGAGUUUUCACUGUCCGCACAACGAGCUCCAUGAGAUCAAGGAAAGGAUGGUAUUUUUUUAGAUAAAUUUAUUGGGGCCUGAGCAGUUAAUGCAUUGAGGUGAAUCCAUAUUCUCCUUUCAUAGUGCAAGUCAACCAAGAAGUUGCACAGUGUUACUUCUAAAGUUAUCUGGAUGAGCCAGAUGCUUCAUUUUGCAGUGCAGAUCUUUAGCAUGAUAAAGUUAAUGUUGCCAAAUUUAAAACAUUAGCACAAAUGGGGUUAAAAAAAAACCCCAAAAAAACAACUGUCUGUCUUCCUGCAUUGUAAAAUAUUAAAGAUGAUCAGAAUCGAUAUGAAUUUAUUCAUAUUAAUUUUUACAUUGUUUUUGUUGAAUGCAGUAGAUUCUGUGUGAAGUUGGAAAGAAAUAUUUUUCAUCUACACCUUGUUCAUUUCAGGUGUGUUUAGGAGCUAGUAUAUCAAAGAAAGACUUUUUAUUAGUAAUAUAUUUUCCACGUAUCUCACUGAGAUCAUGUGCUCUGUGCCUGAACUCCUUAAAUUGGAGACACAAGAUCUCUAUUUCACUCCUCUGUGUUGUGAGAAUCCCUAAAACGUCUCCUUGCUUUUGCACAGUAGAGUGCCACUACAGCGUGAGUGUAAAUAAAAUAGCAUUAUUCAGAUUGUA
Messenger RNA from Maylandia zebra (zebra mbuna), 2078 nucleotides. It is a transcript of the gene slc25a40, whose product is annotated as solute carrier family 25 member 40. Gene Ontology annotation, cellular component: mitochondrion. NCBI's taxonomy places the organism in Eukaryota, Metazoa, Chordata, Actinopteri, Cichliformes, Cichlidae. Gene Ontology annotation, biological process: mitochondrial transmembrane transport. The record is from RefSeq and is a predicted model, not a curated record.